CAGUUUCAGCAGUCUCGUCUUGUUUGAAUUGGCGGCGCGGGCAGCGCGUGGAGGAGCGGCGUGCGCGGCGUGGAUCUCACCGUCUGUCACACCGCCAGCAUCACGAUGCUGGAAACCAACUUUUUAUCCACGCAAUGAAUCCUGCUAACGAAACCAGGGCCGAGAGAAGUACAGAACAUUACAUUUUUGCAGUUGGCACCUACAAACUUCUUGCUUUUACCAUCGGCACUAUUGGAGUGUUCGGCUUCUGUAAUAACUUUGUUGUCAUCGUACUCUAUUGCAAAUUCAAGAGACUGCGGACGCCCACCAAUUUGUUACUGGUCAACAUAAGUUUGAGCGAUUUGCUGGUUUCUCUCUUCGGAAUAAACUUUACGUUUGCUUCGUGUGUCAAAGGCCGAUGGAUUUGGAACCAGGCAACAUGCAUCUGGGACGGCUUCAGCAACAGCUUAUUUGGCAUUGUUUCCAUCAUGACUUUGGCUGCACUGGCCUAUGAGCGCUACAUCCGGGUGGUCCAUGCGCAGGUGGUGGACUUCCCCUGGGCGUGGCGGGUCAUUGGUCACAUCUGGCUGUACUCCCUGGCCUGGACAGGGGCUCCUCUGCUGGGGUGGAACCGCUACACGCUGGAGAUCCACCAGCUUGGCUGCUCCCUGGACUGGGCAUCUAAAGAUCCAAAUGACGCCUCCUUCAUCCUCUUCUUCCUCCUGGCCUGUUUCUUUGUGCCCGUGGGCAUCAUGAUCUAUUGCUAUGGGAACAUCCUCUAUACAGUGCAAAUGCUGCGCUCUAUCCAGGACCUCCAGACAGUUCAGAUCAUCAAAAUCUUGCGUUAUGAGAAGAAGGUCGCUGUUAUGUUUUUCCUGAUGAUUUCCUGCUUCCUGUUGUGUUGGACACCAUAUGCUGUUGUGUCCAUGAUGGAGGCCUUUGGCAGGAAGAGCGUGAUCUCUCCUACGGUGGCCAUCAUCCCCUCGUUCUUUGCCAAGUCCAGCACAGCUUACAACCCUCUCAUCUAUGUGUUCAUGAGCAGAAAGUUCCGCCGCUGUUUGCUGCAGCUGCUCUGUUCGCGGCUCUCUUGGCUGCAGCACAGUCUCAAAGAACGCCCACUUGCUCCAGUCGAGCGUCCCAUCCGACCGAUUGUCAUGUCCAGGGCAUGCAGCGCGAGGGAACGACCCAAGAAGAAGGUGACCUUCAGCUCCUCUUCCAUCGUCUUCAUCAUUACCAGCGAUGACUUCCGCCACCUGGAUGUGACCUCCAAGGCCAGAGAUUCAGCGGAGGUUAAUGUCAUUCAAGUGAGGCCAUUGUGAUCCAAAAGGAUUGGAUUUUUCUCCCCACCACUCAGUAUGCCUUAGGACAAACAUGCAAUUCCAAGCCAAAAUAAUCCUGUCUGACCUCCCUGGACUUUUCUGUGUCUGCACACAUUUACAGACUUGUUGUGACUAUUGUAAAUAUCCACCUGUCAGCCCAACUAAAUGUAUUUCCUGAUGUUUUUUCUAAGCAGGUAGUAUGAAAGUGUGAGAUCCUUAUCUAACAUCAGCUGUUAUGAUAGAAGUACAUAAUGAUGUAUUUAAGAACUGUAUUUUCUCUUGGAAAAAGAAUCACAGUCAUUUUGUCAAAUAUGCUACAAUGUAUAUUUGAUAACCUCAGGACUGUUGUCAAAUAUACAUUGUGGCAUAUUUGACAACUGUGGGACUGUGUCCAUUAUUUAGAGGCCAGUGGUGUUAUGGACCUGAGUAUGCAUCAACAUUUCAUAGCAGAUUUUUGUGGUUGGUAACCAACUGCAAGUGUGAAACAUAGAAAAUAAGCCUUAACUCCUUGGCCAUAAACCAUAAUACACAAACUGGUAUUAUUGUGUAUGGAUUCAAUAAAGAGAUCCUAUUUUAAGCUACAUAGUAUGUGUACUUUAUCUCAUUUGAAUCUAAAUCUCCAGUGUGACGAGAGCAGUCACUGUGAAAUGACAUUUGGUGGAUUUAUAUGUAUGAGGACUACAGAAUUGUAAUUAGAAAAGAGGAGAUGAGACUGGGACCCCAGUAUGCUCCACUGAGACAUAACUCCUUUCAUAACCUCCUGGGCUGUCAGCUAUGAAUAGACUUGAUGAAUGGAUUUAGCUGACAAACCCCUUAUUCAAUGGGGAUGUGUGAGUGACUGUCUGAGUGAGUGGUCUUUGUUUUUAUCGUGUUUAAUUAAAAAAAAAAUAUGGAAAAUAUAUUGAUUUGCUUUAUUGCAAGAGUUUGAUGAGAAGAUUGAUACCACUCUUAUAUUUGUUUACUAAAUAUGAAGCUAUAGCCAGGAAACACUUGGCUUGGCUAAGCAUAAAGACAGGAAACAAAGCAUCAAUAAAGUAAGCAGCUAAAUCGAGUUUCUUCUCACUUUGAAUACAACAAAUUUCCAAGGGAAAAAAAGGGAUUUGAGCACACUGAUUGAUUUCCACAGUUAAAGGCUGCAUAUUGCUUGUUCUCUAUCUGCAUCUUCAGAAUCUGCAGAGUUAAGGCUGCAAAUCAACCAAUGCUCAGUCCCUAAUCCUAAAGGUUGCAUUUAAUUUGACGUGUUCAACUUGUAUUUUUAAUCCAUACAAAAACCUGUGUAAAAAUUCCUCCGCAAAACAACAAGUUGUCUUUUUACACUUUGUUUAAUAUAUUUUUUUUUUAAUUAAGAAGAUAUGUCAUUGAGGUGCUGCUAGCUGGAUAUUUCUAUCACAUUCAGACAGCCAGGUUAGCCGUUUCCAGUUUUUAUGCCAAGCUAAGCUAACUGAUGGCUGUAGCUCCAUGCUUCAUAUGAAAGUCGCAUCGCUGAAGGUGAAGGUGGUGAUGUGUUAAUUUUGUUUUGACAACUUGUUUCUGCUGCCCCAAUGUGACAAAAAACUGUCACUGCACAUUUACGAAUUUAUUCAUACAGAGUUGAUAUUGUCUCAAAAAGAUAAGUAAGAAUGGAGACAAAAUAAAGAUCUGACAA
Messenger RNA from Scatophagus argus, 2943 nucleotides. RefSeq names its product opsin 3 (gene opn3). Gene Ontology annotation, molecular function: G protein-coupled receptor activity. Bases 135 to 1298 code for a protein of 387 amino acids. Gene Ontology annotation, cellular component: membrane; photoreceptor outer segment. The transcript has 4 exons. The record is from RefSeq and is a predicted model, not a curated record. Gene Ontology annotation, biological process: visual perception; G protein-coupled receptor signaling pathway. Lineage: Eukaryota; Metazoa; Chordata; Actinopteri; Scatophagidae.